Messenger RNA from Zasmidium cellare ATCC 36951, 978 nucleotides. RefSeq lists its product as uncharacterized. NCBI's taxonomy places the organism in Eukaryota, Fungi, Ascomycota, Dothideomycetes, Mycosphaerellales, Mycosphaerellaceae. The coding region runs from base 1 to 978 and encodes 325 amino acids. Gene Ontology annotation, molecular function: oxidoreductase activity; FAD binding; heme binding. The transcript is spliced from 3 exons. The record is from RefSeq and is a predicted model, not a curated record.
AUGACUUAUAGAGACGCAGUUUACGACGUAACAUCUUACCUUUCAGACCACCCAGGAGGCGACAGACUCCUCAUUGCAGCUGGUGGCAGCGAUGCGACUGAGGCAUUCGAUGAUGUGGGUCACUCUGAGGAUGCCGAAGAGACCAUGGAGGGAAUGAAGGUUGGGAGUCUGAGUGGAUGGGUGACUUUGCUGCCAUCUGCUUUACUUUGGCUGUUUCGCAAGACCGAGAGGAAAGCCGUCGAGACAAGAUCGGAGACUGCAUUGGAUCGAAACAAAUACCGGCCCCUGACCCUCAUUGAGAAGGACAAGGUCGGCAAGAAUGCUUGGAGGCUGCGCAUGGCAUUUCCGGAUCAACGCAGUAGAUCGGGCCUUGCUGUAGGUCAGCACAUCAGCUUGAGAGCUUCGAUCGCUGGCAAAACCGUGAUCCGAAGCUAUACGCCGACGUCGAGGCCAACACAUGCUGGUAGUCUGGAUCUCACGAUCAAAGUCUAUGAAGACGGAGUCAUGGGCAAUCACUUGCAGGAUCGCUCUCUCGGCGAACCGAUACAUGUUCGUGGGCCUCACGGUAGAUUCCACUACCGCCGUAAUGCAAGCAAGAAGCUUGUCUGUAUUGCUGGAGGUUCAGGAAUCACGCCCAUGUUCAACGUCAUUCAGGAGAUCUGCCUGGACGAGAGGGAUCAUACAGAGGUUAUAUUGCUGUAUGCGAGUCGAAGUGAAGAUGAUACUAUGAUGAAGCGGGAGCUGGAACGACUGAAGAUGGUAAGACCGAGCAAACUGGAGGUCGAGUAUCUUGUUAGCCGGCCUGCCUAUGGAAGUGGUCUGGAGCCUGCCCGUUUCUCUGGUGAUUACUUGGCUGAGAGGCUGGGUGCCCUUGACGAUGAUACGAAGUAUCUUGUUUGCGGCCCCGAUGCUAUGGUUGAUAUGGUUAGCGAAGGACUGACUGGGUUGAACGCUGAGGCUGAUGUUCAUAUCUUCUGA